UUAUGCAUUUCAGAAGUAGAGGUCAGAGCCUUGGCAAAAGAGAGACAAAAGAAAGACAACCACAACCUCAUUGAAAGGAGGCGGCGUUUUAAUAUAAAUGAUAGAAUUAAGGAGCUGGGGGCAUUAAUUCCCAGGUCAAAUGAUCCAGACAUGAGGUGGAAUAAGGGCACCAUCCUGAAAGCUUCAGUGGAUUAUAUUAAGAAACUGCAGAAAGAGCAGCAAAAAGCAAAAGAGCUGGAAAACAGACAAAAGAGACUAGAACAUGCAAACAGACAUCUCCUGCUUCGUAUUCAGGUAAACCUAAUAAUAAACCAAAGCUCACAACACAUACUGUGAUUGGUUAAAA
Sinocyclocheilus rhinocerous is the source of this 346-nucleotide messenger RNA. Its product is annotated as microphthalmia-associated transcription factor-like. Gene Ontology annotation, molecular function: protein dimerization activity; RNA polymerase II cis-regulatory region sequence-specific DNA binding; DNA-binding transcription factor activity, RNA polymerase II-specific. The record is from RefSeq and is a predicted model, not a curated record. The transcript is spliced from 3 exons. The annotation marks the transcript as partial. Lineage: Eukaryota; Metazoa; Chordata; Actinopteri; Cypriniformes; Cyprinidae. Gene Ontology annotation, biological process: melanocyte differentiation; regulation of transcription by RNA polymerase II. Gene Ontology annotation, cellular component: nucleus.